Molecule: messenger RNA, 2074 nt
Organism: Neltuma alba
Lineage: Eukaryota; Viridiplantae; Streptophyta; Magnoliopsida; Fabales; Fabaceae
Product: homeobox protein knotted-1-like 2
Exons: 5
Coding region: 421-1521 (366 amino acids)
Biological process (GO): regulation of DNA-templated transcription
Cellular component (GO): nucleus
Molecular function (GO): DNA binding; DNA-binding transcription factor activity, RNA polymerase II-specific
Source: RefSeq, a predicted model, not a curated record
ACGACCGCGCCACCUCCCUCUUCUCUCUUUCUCCUCUUUCCUAUUCCUUACCUGCGUCCCACUCUUCCCCUCUCAGAUGAUCCCUCCUUUCUUCUCUGCUUUCUGCAAAACUUGCUUCGGUGCAAUCACUAACUCUUCCUCUGAAUAACAAAACCCUUCCUUCUUCGCUUCACAAAUCUUUCAACCCAUCCCCUUAUCUCUUUCCGCUCUUCCCCAUGAAUAUAUAGAGCGUCACUUGUGGUCCUGAUCCCGUGCUCUAAACGUUCGCAAUCUCUUCUCAGUUUUAGGGUUUUAAGUUGUUGCCUUGUUUAUAGAUAACGUAGGGUUUCCUUUUCUGGUCUUCUUCUCUUGUGUUUUAGUGGUCCAAACUGUUGCUUAGUCGGAUUGAUUAGUUGGGAGAGCUUGGUAUUAGAAUAUUGGAUGGAGGAAUAUAAUAAUAAUCUGAGCGAAAACAAUGGUGGGAGGGCUAAUUUCUUGUACUCUUCUGGUGGUAUUGGGUACGGAAGAAGUAGCAGUGGGGGUUCGAGCGUUGCUCAUCAGUUGCCCAUCAAUACUUUCCAUCUUCAGUCCGGUGCUUCCGACUGCUUUCAUCAAUCCGAUCAGGCUCACCCCACUGUUAAAACCGAGGCCAAUACCUCACACCAUGCUCAGAUUUUUCAGUACCCUCUACUCAGAGGAAAUCUUCACAUGAUGCACCACCAAGGAGGAGGUGGAGACAGCUCCAACGAGGUUGAAGCUAUCAAGGCUAAAAUCAUUGCUCAUCCUCAGUAUUCCAAUCUUCUACAAGCCUACAUGGAUUGCCAAAAGGUGGGAGCUCCACCGGAAGUGGUGGCGCGUCUGGCUGCUGCUCGCCAGGAGUUUGAGGCACGGCAGCGAUCUUCAUCCGCUUCGAGGGAAGUUUCGAAGGACCCUGAACUGGACCAAUUCAUGGAAGCUUAUUAUGACAUGCUUGUGAAGUAUCGAGAGGAAUUGACUAGGCCUAUCCAAGAAGCCAUGGAUUUCAUGCGCAGGAUUGAAACUCAACUCAAUAUGCUUUGCAAUGGAUCCCUCCGCAUCUUCGCUGAUGAUAAAUGUGAAGGGGUUGGUUCGUCCGAAGAGGAUCAAGACAAUAGUGGCGGAGAAACAGAAUUGCCUGAGAUUGAUCCCAGAGCUGAAGACCGUGAACUUAAGAACCACUUACUGAGGAAGUAUAGCGGUUACUUAAGCAGCCUCAAGCAAGAACUUUCCAAGAAAAAGAAGAAAGGAAAACUGCCCAAAGAUGCUAGGCAAAAGCUACUCAACUGGUGGGAAUUACACUACAAAUGGCCCUAUCCUUCGGAGUCAGAGAAGGUGGCGUUGGCUGAAUCAACUGGAUUGGACCAGAAGCAAAUAAAUAACUGGUUCAUAAAUCAAAGGAAGAGGCACUGGAAGCCAUCUGAAGACAUGCAAUUCAUGGUGAUGGAUGGGCUUCAUCCACAGAACGCAACUCUCUAUAUGGAUGGUCACUACAUGCCAGAUGGUCACUACCGUCUAGGCCCAUGAUGUGUUUCAUCUCACCUGCAAGCUAUUGCAUUAUAUAUAUUGAACGCUAGCAUGGUCAGGACCUGAACAAGAAAAGGCCACGAGUUCCAAACAAGGGAGACGAACGCAUUUAAAGUGGACUGUGCAGUGUGAUGGUGUAAGCAUUGGUAGCUUUAUAUAUAUAAAUAUAUAUUAUAUUUAGAACGAAUAUUUCUGCAGCUGGCAUUUUCGGUACACUUAUGAGCUCCGAUCGGGUAGCAAUAAGUAAUUCAGACGUUGUUGGAUAUUUUGAUGUUAUAAGAAGGAUGUGUCGUCGUUGAUGUACUUUUGUUUAUCGACUUGUCUGAAGAAUCUAUAGUAUGUAAUCUUGCUGUGUGAUUGAUUGGAAGCACAAGGGAGAAAACUAUUUGCCAGGUGGAGCUGCUGCACCAGAUUAAGCUUACCAUUUCAGUCAGGGGAGCUACUAGCUAGCUUUUUAAGUGUACAUAAUGGUGAAACUUAUGGUGAUUCAAUGUUUCGAAACCCUCCUUCAUGUUUCACUACAUAUAUAUUGCACGAAUUGACAUUUCAGCUA